UUUUCUCCGCCUUAGUCUUUUAAGUCCAGAUCGCUCUGGUUCCCUAAACUUGACUGCCAAGUUCCUUGCUUUUCGGGAUGUAUUCCCAAAGCCUGCGCGAGUGAUUCCUAGAGAGUGGAAGCUUCUUGAGGGCAGACACUUAAGAAAAAAACAGCCGUAUGCCCAGGGCAGAGCCUGGAGUAGAUUUUUAACAUUAUUUUAAAGCUAGUUUUCAACAUGCAUUUUUGUAGGAUUUUGAGGUCCAAAUUUUUCCUGUCUCCCGAAAAAAAUAGCAAUCUGAUAUAGGCUAUAUAAUCAUUGUAAACAUAUUUCCAUAAGUUAUUGUGAAAGAAAGCAAAAUCAGAACAAAGGGAAAGCCAAAGAACGAAAGAAAAGAAAGAGGAAAAUACUAUGUUUCAUUCGCAUUUAGUCUCCCUAGUUCUUUCUCUGGAUGGGGACGAUGACAUUUUCCAUACCAAGUUCUUUGGCAUGAUCUAUCACUGUAUUGCUGAGAAGAGCAAAGUCUAUCACAGUUGAUCCUCACACAAUCUUGCUGGUAUUGUGCACAAUGCUCCCUCUCUCCCUCCCUCCCUCUCUUCCUUCCUCUCUUCCUUCCUUAGGACCAUGCCUUAAACCCAAACACCCUGGUUCUCAUUGGCCAAUAAUAGGAUCAGCUCAAGACUCAUUUCGUCAUUUUUUGGGUUCUGAUUGCUCAGAGUGAGUGUAGAUAGCAAUUAUUUCUAUUUUAGCCAGAAAUCCUGAGGGUCUUCCCCUCCUGGACUGAUUUUUUUUUUUUUUGGGGGGUAAUUAGGUAAAAGAGGCCAUUUGAUUGCCUCAUUUCUGAUCUAAUCUUAAUCAUUGAAUGGGUGUUGUUUCAGACAAACUGAGACACAGGUAAGACUUCAGUUUAAAAAAGGCCAAGCUCUCUCAUUACAUCCCAUCUUUAGUCAUGCUUAUCUAUAUCUUGCCACUGGGUCCAAAUGACUCUGUAAGAGAGAGUUUGCACAACCCUCAUUUAAUUCCAGUUCACUUGCAAGUCAUGACAUUACCUUUCUGAUAUCAUGAUCCUCUUUGAGAAUGAAGAACAAACAAUUCCACAUGACCUAGUCCGCAUCCCACCUCAGCUACACAUAAAGACGAUCAUACCUAUUGAUCUUGCUUUCACCCACAGAACAUUCAUGAAUGCUGAAAUUCCCUUAUUAUAAUCUAUUAUCAUUCCACCUCUCUUCAUUCUGCCAUGUAACCCCAAACCCUGUUCUUCCACGUUGUGACCUUUAAUACCAUCCUUCAAUUUUUUUUUUUUUUAAAGUGACUUGCCCAGGACACACAGCUAGUAAAUGCCUGAGGUCAGAUUUGAACUUAAGGCUGACUUCAGUGCUAGUGCUCUAUCCACCGAUUCACAGGGCUGCCUCCCCCCUCCUCCUAUUAUUACCCCUUGGCUCUUUACCAGGCCAUCAUUCUUGCACUGGCUACUCUCUCUUCCCUUCACCAUCUUGGUGCUUUAGUGAACCAGUUUAACUUUACACCAUCCUCUUCUCUUACGUCCCUUGUCCCCUUACCAUAUCAUUUUGCCCUGUUGAGCCUUAGCGGUGGAUCCCUUUCUCCAAUCCAUUGCCUUCACUUCUAGUAAUGAACUGCUGAACAAAUUUAGCAAAAAUCUCCAAACUGAGCUGACCGGGCCCACUAUAUAUUUGUUAUAUAACCUCAACUGGGUCCUCAUCAUGGCAGGGCUUUUUACACUUCCCUAAUGAGCUCACAUGUAAGUUCUUUUCAUCCCUUCUCAAACAUCCCAUGGCUCCCCCUUCCCCACACUCUCAUGCCUAAGAAUCUUGCUUCAUGACCCACAUGUGCAAAAAUGUUUGUAGCAGCCCUUUUUCUAGUGGCAAGGAACUGGAAAUUGUGUGGCUGUCCAUCAGUUGGAGAAUGGCUGAAUCAAUUCUGGUAUAUGAAUGUAAUGGAAUAUUAAUGUUCUAUAAGAAAUCAUCAGGCUGAUUUCAGAGAGUCUCUCCAGUCUCUCCUGGAGAGACUUACAUAAGCUGGCUGAUGCUGAGUGAAGUGAAUAGAACUAAGAAAACAUUGUACAUUGCAGCAGCAACACUGUAUGAUGAUGGACUUGGCUCUUUUUAACAAUGAGGUGAUUCAAGACAGUUCCAAUAGACUUGUGAUGGAAAGAGCCAUCUGCAGCUAGAGAAAAUUAUGGGGAUCAAAACAUAGUAUUUUCUUUUGUUGUUAUUUUGGGCUUUGUUUUUUUGUUGUUUGCUUGUGUUUUUUCCCCUUUUGAUCUGAUUUUUUUUUCCCAUGCAGCAUGACAAAUAUGGAAAUAUGUUUAGAAAAAUUGCACAUAUUUAACUUAUAUCAGAUUGCUUGCUGUUUUGGGGAGGGAGGAGGGAAGGAGAGAGGGAGAAAAAUUUGGAAUAUGAGGUUUUGAAGAAGUGAAUGUUGAUAACUAUCAUUGCAUGUAUUUUGAAAAAUAAAAUACUAUUAAAAUGAAAAAAAAAAUCAGCCCCCAAAAAAGAAUCUUGCCUCAUUUAUUACUAAAAAAAAAAAAAAAAAAAAAUGAGGCCAUUUGCUGAGAGCUCUUGUUCUCUCCUGUCCUCUAGAUGCCUCCUACUGAUAGCUCUCCCUUCACUUGUUUCAUUUGAAAAGGUGAUUCUUCUCUUUAUUAGGGCAAACAUAUAGAUACAUGUAGAAAUAUUUCCAGUUCCAUCCUUCCUUCUUACUUACCUUCAAUCUUGUCUUUCCUUAUUUUUUUCCCUUGAGGCAAUUGGAGUUAAGUGACUUGCCCAAAGUCACAGUGUUAACUGCCUGAGGCUGGAUUUGAACUCAAGUUCUGAGGCCAGGAGUGGUGCUCUAUCUAUUUCCACCUCUAGCUUCCCCCAAUCUUGUCUACUGGCUCCUCCUGCCUACAAAACAUGACCUCCAUUUUCAGACACUAUUUCUUGAUCUAUUUAAUCCUGCUAGCCAGCUCUAGCCUCUAAUGAUUAUUUCUAAUUCUGGGAAAUAGUUGUCUACAAGUUGUCUCAAUAGAUUGUGACCCUCUUGAGGAUAGGUACUAUUUUUCUGCCUUCCUUUUUAUCUCCAGUGCUUAACAGAGUGCCCAAAACUUCUUAAUUGAUGAGUCAAGGCCAAAAGUGUUUAUAAAGACCUCCUCUGUUCCAGGCACUGAGGCAGAUAGCACAAUGACUAUUAUCAGCUCAAUUUUUCCAUCUUGCUCAGGAUCAAACAACCCUCUAAGUUCAGGACUCCAUCCCAAGUUUCAGAGUGGAGGACUCUGGGGCUCGAUAGCUUCAGGGGGUUCCUUGGAAAACCAGCUUCUGGGCUUUAUAAUGGGAGCAACACUUUGUUUUUGAGGGAGUAGGGUUUCGCUUGCCCCUUAAGUAUGGAGGUUUCCUUAUUGUUAGAGCUUGGGAAGUUAUUUUCUGGAUGGUAAGCAUGAGGUCUAGAAAAAGAAAGGGAUUUACUCAAAUUAUAGUUAAUAGAGAGAGGGAAGAAGACUUACUGGAAAGAAAGAGGAGGAACAACCAGGACCUGAGUUUAAAUCUAGCUUUAGACACUUGUCACUAAUUAGCUGUGUGACUUUGGGCAUGGCAUUUAAUCCUGAUUGCCUUGCCCCACCUCCCCCCCCCAAAAAAAAAGAAUAAAGGAGAUGGGAUAAAGGGGGGCCAAGGGAGGGAAAGACAAUUGGAAGAGGAAAGAUGAAAUGGAGGGAAGAAGGGUGGAGGGAAAAUGAAGGAAGGGAACUUCUGGAGGUGUAGGGUCAGAGGAGAUUGAGAGACUCAAUGGCCUGUGAUGUGGGACAAAAUUCUAGUAGUAGGAUCUCAGAGAAGAAGAGGAAAAAUUAAGACAGUUCUACAUUGACCCUUCAUUUUCCAUUCAGAUGAGGCAGCCACUGAUGAACUUUGGAGCUCUUUCUGGGAGACCUUCAUUUUGUUUGGAACCCACAUCCAAAUCUCACAGCUAGGCUGGAGAAUAAACAGGGGAGAGCUAAAACUAUUUUCCUCUACUGGGAACUCUUGGGCUUGAGAUUUCAAUUCCUGGGUGUGUGUGUGUGUGCUCCCAACCUUCCCACAUGGCCUUGAAACCCUGGUCUCCUUAGACCUUGGAUUUUCUCAUGUCUCAAGCCAUUUUAGAUUCUGUUUGUUGUUGGUUUAUUUUUAUAAUAGAUUUUUAUUUUUUAAAAUACAUGUAAAGAUAAUUUUCAACAUUCACCUUUACAAAACCUUGUGUUUCGUAUUUUCUAUCCUCCUCACCACCUCUCCCUUUGCCUAGACAGCAAAUAAUCCAAUAUAGGAUAAACAUGUGCAACACUUUUAAACAUAUUUCUACAUUUAUCAUGCUACACAAGAAAAAAUAGAUCAAAAAGGAAAAAAAAAACCAAGUGAAUAAUAACAACAAAAGGGAUCCACAUUCAGUUCUCAUAAUCUUCUCUCUGAAUACAGAUAGCUCUCUAUCACAAGUCUAUUGGAAUUGAUCAAUAAAUCACCUCAUUGUUGAGGAGAGCCAAGUCCAUUAGAAUUGAUCAUGGAAUAAUCUUCUUGUUGUGUACAAUGUUCUCUUAGUUCUCUCUUCACUUUGCAUCAGCUCAUAUUAGUCUCUCCAGGCCUUUCUAAACAGAUUGUGUUUUUUUAGAUCCGAUGUCAUCCCAAAUCUUGGGUCCUGCUGAAUCCAAACUCCAAAGUUCCUGGGCCUCCUUGCCUCCAGCACUGGCUAUACUUUUAAGGGGAAAGAAUUAGCAAAUCUGCUCCAACCUAGAGGUUCAGGAAGCCAAGGGGGGGCUUGGUAUGAUGGGCAGUAAAGUCUUUUUCGGGCUUAAUCAUUCUUCCCUCUUGGUCAUCAUGAACUGGGAGGCAAAUUCAGACUUGGGCAGGUAGGCAGCACUGCUGGGAUUACGCAAGAAACCUCCAGAGGCAAGUAGCUCAGGGCGCACUCCUUCAUAAAAUGGUUGCAGCAGCCGGGUUAUAAAGUACAUAGGGGUAAUCUUGAGGUGUCCAUCUUCUAGACUUUUCUGCCCCAAUCCUAUUAUAUUGCUCUUACUACACAGAAAAGGGAGAGAAUUUGAUUUAAGAGGAGAGAACUAGGAGUAACAGGAAGAAUUCAAAGGCAAAUUUUGGUUUUUAACCAAACAUCACCUGAAAAUGGAAUAUGUCCAAAGAGAAUGAGUUCCUCUGUCAUUGGAAGUCUCAGUCAUUGAUUGAUUGUUAGUCAGUCACUAUUUCAUUAACGGUGGAGGGACUCUAGAUCCUUGAUCUAGCCAGCUUCCCAUUUUACAGGUAAAGGCUCUGAGGCUCAGAGGUAUUCUGAGAAAGCUUAGAUGAUCCUGCACUAGAUGGAAUUACUGAACAGGGUGAGAGGUUGGAUUCAACACUACCCUAGGAUUCUGCAGGAAGGAAGCUUCCCUUGCCUUGAGCCCCUCCAGGACAGGAGUCCCAAACCCUGAGGGGUAUAAAUAAUCUAAGCUCUUAAGCCUUACAGAAGUGGGGUCUUACCUUAUAAAGAAACCCAUUCAGUGCUGAGGCAGUUCUGAUUACACAAGGCCUGUCCUUCCUUCCUUUGCUCUCCACUUCUCCUUGGUACCCAAGGGCUUGGAAGCAGUUGGGGAGGGGUUCCCAUAUGGGGGGGGGGUCUGCCCUCUCCAACUUUAGUGGAUUUCUAUGACUAGAUAAGGAUAUGGGGAGGAUGUAGGGGAGCCAACUGUAGAAAGGUUGAGGGGCUAUGCUCCCUGCGGAUGAAAGAGGCCACCAGAGGGCAGCCUUCACCGUUGCUAUUCUCACAGCUGGGAACAGGGGCCAGGGAGUUUGGGGAAAUGGGGGAGGCUGGGAGCACUGGGAUAGCAGUGUUCUCACGGCCUCUGGGCUCCUCACCUGAGUGUGAGAUGGGGGAGGGUAGCGGGUCAAGCCCAGCAGCCCAGGAUCUCACCGGGCCCUCCACCAGCAUCUCUUCCUCUUCCUGCCUACCAGCCACUGGCCAGGGUCUUGGCUUUGGGCUUUGCCCAAGAUCUUAUCAGGAGCAAGUGACAGAACCCAGAUUUGGACCCAGGACCUUAGACCCCAAAGCCAGAGUCCUUUCCUCUGCACCCUACGCUCUCCACGCCUCUCAUGUUCUGCAGUUUCGGACCACACACUUAGAAGUGGUUCUGGGAAUAAGAGAGAACUCGGUGGGGAGCAAAGUGUGGGAGUGGGCACAAGCUAAUUUGUUCUUCUCCCCUCCUGUGGGGCUUCCCGUGGAGAAAGGUCUAUUUAGAGCAAGUUUCUGGGCCUCACACAGCAGAAACACCUAGACAGCAGGGUCAGUUGCUUUGAACCCUGAGCCCAGGACCCAGCCCGAACGAUAGCAGCAGAAGCCAUCGACAGAAGCUUAGGACUGAUGACUGGGAAGAUGUCGGUUAGACAGCUCAUAGCUUUCCUCAGCCUAAUGACUGGGGUCUGGUCCAGCCCCCCAGCAUCCAACAUGUCGGCUCCAGUGCUUGGGCCCUUACCUUCCAAGGUUUCCCAGGAGUCCAGCAUUUACUUCCCACCUCCAGGGAUGGGCUCUGGAGAUGGACCAGGGAUGCUGGUGGAAAAUGCCCAGAUCUCCCCCUCCCCUGCCACCAUUUCCCACAGCUGGGAGACCUUUCUGGGCUUGCAAGUGGGAGAAGAAUCGUGGGAGCCGCUCCAUCCUGGCAAGCAGGAACUUCAAGAUGCUUCAGGCCUGAGCCUCCAGCUGGGGAGGCCACAGGAAGAGGAAGAGAUGUCUGCUGUGUCCCUUCCCCUCAGUGCCCAGGAAGUGGCUCGGGAGACAUGCAAGGCUGUGCCCUUCACCCAGGUGGUCUCCCGGCCCGGCUGCACCUCCAUCCGCCUCCGGAACAAGUUUUGCUUCGGCCGAUGCAGCUCCUUCUACAUCCCCAGCGCUGGGCUCGGCAGGCCCCACCUCUGCAACAGCUGCCUGCCCUCUCGCCGUCACCGAGUGCCGGUGGUCCUCUGGUGCCGGGGGGUCGGCAAGCCCUUCUGGCACAAGCGGCGGAAAGUGUCCACCUCGGUGGUGGAGGCCUGUCAGUGCCAGACACACGUGUGAGCAGCAACGCCUCGAGAACAAGUUGACGCCUACUGGAUGCUCCCACUCGCAGACGUGCUUUCCAGAUGACCCCUAGUGGCCUUCUCUGGCCUGUGCUGAGCCUCCUGGGCUUCCUUUUCUCUCAUCCUCCUAACGAUGGUCCCCGGCCUGAUAUAAUCCAGACCAGCAGGCCCAAUGGUUCUAGGAAUCUUGGGCCAGAGAGUGGAUAGUUAUUGAGAGUUAGGUUGCCUAUAAAAACAUAAAGAAUCUGCCUGAUUGAAACUA
Antechinus flavipes (yellow-footed antechinus) is the source of this 7293-nucleotide messenger RNA. It is a transcript of the gene DAND5, whose product is annotated as DAN domain BMP antagonist family member 5. Gene Ontology annotation, biological process: determination of heart left/right asymmetry; signal transduction involved in regulation of gene expression. The record is from RefSeq and is a predicted model, not a curated record. Gene Ontology annotation, molecular function: morphogen activity. Lineage: Eukaryota; Metazoa; Chordata; Mammalia; Dasyuromorphia; Dasyuridae. The transcript is spliced from 2 exons. Bases 6343 to 7029 code for a protein of 228 amino acids.